AUGAUUGCUGGGCUAGACUCCUACUGGCGCCUCCAUCGCCCAUGGAGCUUGACUGAGCAUCUCCACAAACAGGUCGAGUUGAAGACCGGCCGUCGCUUUCCAGACAACACCUCACGACUUCACCUUGGCAAGAUCUUAGGCCGCUCCGAGCGACAGGCGCUGGAUUACCACCAAUGCACCUACAAUGAGCUCCACAAGUUUGCCCUUGAGCGCGGACUCGCUGAAGAGAAGGACGCGAAGCGGACAAUUGAGCAGCUUGUCGAGUUACUGGAGACCGCCGACGAAGACCGCACUUUCCACUUAAUGGACCUGUCGCCUGAGCUUCGCUGUCAGUCUACGGCUGGUAGUAAGAACAGGGGCGAAUGUACAAGUUGUGAUGGCAUCAUCACUGACGCUUCAUCCAGCUUCGCGGCACUCCAGCAGCCGGUCAAAGCUCCAGUACUGCCCCCGUUGGCUCGGACGUGCAAGCUCUGCUCUUCUAACACCUCAUGCCGCCGACAUAGCUACCAGACUGUCCAGUUCCAUUUCACGAUGGGAGGCCGGCCAGUCUUCUCCUACGACGAAGACACGCACCGGUUCCUCGCCAGGAUCCACUACAAGAACUGCAAGACCAUCAACAAGUUCAGUUUGGACGUAGAAGGACGGAGAUUUGAGAUGACACUGAAGACGAAGGAAAAGGGGUCCGAGUAUGCGGUCUUCCGGAAGGGCAACGGCUUGAUGGCACACGACUACAUCGCCAUACGGAUAGAGCGCUGUCUGUUGCGUGUCGCCCGCGAGCACGCACAUGGAGGGAAGUUUUCCAAGUUCGACAUGCUUAUGCUGCCGGAGAACAUCAAGAAGGCUGCGCUGCAGGAGACCAUGGCAUGA
Zasmidium cellare ATCC 36951 is the source of this 867-nucleotide messenger RNA. RefSeq lists its product as uncharacterized. The coding region runs from base 1 to 867 and encodes 288 amino acids. The record is from RefSeq and is a predicted model, not a curated record. NCBI's taxonomy places the organism in Eukaryota, Fungi, Ascomycota, Dothideomycetes, Mycosphaerellales, Mycosphaerellaceae. The transcript is spliced from 3 exons.